AUGUCCGAACACAACAGCGAAAACAAUGGCGAGCAACAGGCAGCCCAGGGCCAGCCGGACGAAGCCGUUGGCGAGAAUAAAAUGAAAUCCCGUCUGCGCAAGGGAGCCCUCAAAAAGAAAAACGUUUUCAAUGUCAAGGAUCACUGUUUCAUACCGCGCUUCUUCAAGCAGCCCACAUUCUGUUCACAUUGCAAAGAUUUCAUAUGGGGUUUUGGCAAGCAAGGUUUUCAAUGCCAAGUUUGUUCGUAUGUCGUUCACAAGCGUUGUCAUGAAUAUGUUACAUUUAUAUGCCCGGGCAAGGAUAAAGGAAUUGAUUCCGAUUCACCCAAAACUGUACACCAUUUUGAACCAUUUACAUACGCAGGACCCACAUUCUGCGAUCAUUGCGGUUCCUUAUUAUACGGCAUCUAUCAUCAAGGUCUAAAAUGUUCAGCAUGUGACAUGAACGUGCAUGCACGUUGCAAGGAGAACGUGCCCAGCUUAUGCGGAUGUGAUCACACUGAACGACGUGGACGCAUUUUCCUGGAAUUGGGUGUUAAAGAUAACACCUUAACCGUACUGAUUAAAGAAGGUCGAAAUCUCAUUCCCAUGGAUCCAAAUGGUCUCAGUGAUCCUUAUGUUAAGGUCAAACUCAUUCCCGAUGAACAUGAAAAAUGCAAAAAGAAAACGCGUACGAUUAAGGCAUGCCUGAAUCCAGUAUGGAAUGAAACAAUUACAUAUGAACUAAAAGCCGAAGACAAAGAUCGACGAGUUCUCAUAGAAGUCUGGGAUUGGGAUCGUACUUCGCGCAAUGAUUUCAUGGGAGCCUUAUCAUUUGGAAUCUCAGAAAUAAUUAAGAAUCCUGCCAAUGGCUGGUUCAAAUUGCUUACCCAAGAGGAGGGUGAAUAUUACAAUGUGCCAUGUGCUGAUGCCACACAAGAUUUGCUUAAACUUAAAUCUCAGAUGAGAAAAUCAUCACAGAAAAAACCUUUGGUUAUGCGUUCCGAAACCAAUAGCCAGAGUCAAACCAAAGAUAUGAUAAGAGCCAGUGACUUUAAUUUUAUUAAGGUACUAGGCAAGGGGUCAUUUGGCAAGGUUCUAUUAGCCGAACGCAAAGGCACCGAAGAAUUGUAUGCCAUUAAAAUACUCAAAAAGGAUGUCAUUAUCCAGGACGAUGAUGUCGAAUGUACCAUGAUUGAGAAACGUGUUUUGGCCCUGGCAGAGAAACCACCAUUUUUGGUACAAUUACAUUCCUGCUUCCAGACAAUGGAUCGCCUGUUUUUCGUUAUGGAAUAUGUCAAUGGCGGCGAUUUAAUGUUUCAAAUACAACAAUUUGGCAAAUUUAAGGAGCCUGUUGCUGUUUUUUAUGCUGCCGAAAUUGCCGCUGGCCUAUUCUUCUUGCAUAGCAAAGGCAUUUUGUACAGAGAUCUUAAAUUGGAUAAUGUCUUAUUGGAUUCUGAUGGUCAUGUGAAAAUUGCCGAUUUCGGUAUGUGCAAAGAAAAUAUUAUUGGUGAUAAGACAACAAAAACAUUCUGCGGUACACCGGAUUAUAUAGCGCCUGAGAUAAUAUUAUAUCAGCCCUAUGGAAAAUCUGUUGAUUGGUGGGCCUAUGGUGUUCUCUUGUAUGAGAUGUUGGUUGGCCAACCGCCCUUCGAUGGUGAAGAUGAAGAGGAAUUAUUUGCAGCCAUUACUGACCACAAUGUAUCAUAUCCUAAGAGUUUAAGCAAAGAGGCCAAGGAAGCCUGUAAAGGUUUUCUAACCAAACAACCCAGCAAACGUUUGGGCUGUGGACCAACCGGUGAGGAAGAUGUACGUUUACAUCCCUUCUUUAGGCGUAUCGAUUGGGAAAAAAUUGAAAAUCGUGAAGUUCAGCCGCCAUUUAAACCGAAAAUUAAACACCGCAAAGAUGUCUCCAAUUUCGAUAAACAAUUCACAUCGGAAAAGACCGAUUUAACACCCACAGAUAAAGUUUUCAUGAUGAAUUUGGAUCAAACGGAAUUUGUGGGCUUCUCCUAUAUGAAUCCCGAUUACAUUGUGCCCACAUAAAUAACGACGACGACAAUGACCACCACAUGUUUAGGCGAAUAAGGUGAG
Molecule: messenger RNA, 2073 nt
Organism: Musca vetustissima
Lineage: Eukaryota; Metazoa; Arthropoda; Insecta; Diptera; Muscidae
Product: protein kinase C, brain isozyme
Exons: 14
Coding region: 1-2025 (674 amino acids)
Biological process (GO): protein phosphorylation
Molecular function (GO): zinc ion binding; ATP binding; diacylglycerol-dependent serine/threonine kinase activity
Source: RefSeq, a predicted model, not a curated record